Molecule: messenger RNA, 1429 nt
Organism: Arabidopsis arenosa
Lineage: Eukaryota; Viridiplantae; Streptophyta; Magnoliopsida; Brassicales; Brassicaceae
Source: the annotation of a GenBank genome assembly
CCCACAAAGAGAGAUGUUGUUUUGUGUUCUUGAGCUUCGCUAUUGGAUCGAGAAAUCGAAAAAAUGGAAAACGACCAAGAGGAUCUUGAUUUGCUUCUGUCUCUUGACGAUAGGGUUCUCGAAACUCCUCCUGGUUCUCCUUCUGCUGCACCCGGAUAUCUCACGGAUGAUGAAUCCCCCAAGCGUAGGGGUCACUCUGACUUGUCUGACUUCAGAAGUGUUGUUCAAGAUUGCAUUGACUAUGAUCCUAAACCAGUCGCCAAAAACACUAAACCCAAAGGCUCAAACAACUCCAAUGCCAACGACAUUGACAAGUUUUCUGGCUUGCGCAUUAGGAAUCAAUUACUUAGCCCUGCAGAGAUAAGUGAUCUGUUUUCAGAUAUCCGUUUCGUUCGAUUGCCAACAAUUAAGAACUUGCUAAUUGGUGACAAACUCUCUGGCUGCUGGGCGACAAUGGGAGUGCUAACAGAGAAAGGACAACCCAAAACAAGUUCCAUUGGUCAGCCUUAUGGUAUAUGGAAGAUCGGUAGCUUAAAUGAAAACACUGUCUCCUUGUUCUUGUUUGGUGAUGCUUACAAAAAGAAUGAGACAGAAAAAGCGGGAACGGUUUUCGGUCUGUUGAAUUGCUCAGUUCGCAAGGACAAAGGGGGACGUGAGUUCUCAUUGAGUGUCAACUCUGCUAAACAAAUGGUAAAACUGGGGGUUUCGGCUGAUUAUGGAGUCUGCACAGCGAAGCGGAAAGAUGGAACAACUUGUACAUCUGUUGUAAACAAGCGCCAAGGAGCAUUCUGCAAGAUUCAUAAACUGAAUGCAUCAGACAAAUUUGCUACAAUGAGAACUGAACUCAAAGGAGGGAACUUGAGAACGGCAUUCAGAGAUCCUAAAUCUCAAGGGAUUUACACCGUUGAGCCACCAGCAGAUAGAAGCGGAAACAAAAAGGCCACUCAGCCUGUUCGAGUACUAUCAGUGGAAGGUCUUCGAAAGGCUCUAAGUGGCGCGGAUAAAGUGACCCCUAACGUACACUCACAAGGAAUACGUUUCCUGAAUGAGAUGGCCAGACAAAAGGCUUCAAAGAACGUAAACAAGAAAUCUGAAGCUGUGAAUAAGUCUACAGAGAAGAGGAAAGUAUCGACAAAAGAAACACAAGUAAAGGGUGAGCCAAAGAGAAAGAAAACAGAGCACAGGAGGGAAACGCCUGAGAAAAUGAUGGUCCUAGAUUUCUGCAGCUCUGACGAAGAAUGACUCCUCAACAGACAGACAUUGUCAAACAGGUACUCAGGCCAUAGACUUCGACUUGAACCGGAUAAUAUCCCAAUUGUGGGGCUUUAGCCGAAUGUAGAGCACCUCAAUGUUUAUUCGAUGUUGAGAUAGAUUUUUGUGGUUCUCAAGAUUAGUCUUGAAACCGGCAAAACAAAUAUCAAUCACGCAA